Ramularia collo-cygni is the source of this 2052-nucleotide messenger RNA. Its product is annotated as related to transcription factor MBP1. The record is from RefSeq and is a predicted model, not a curated record. Gene Ontology annotation, cellular component: SBF transcription complex; MBF transcription complex. Lineage: Eukaryota; Fungi; Ascomycota; Dothideomycetes; Mycosphaerellales; Mycosphaerellaceae. The coding region runs from base 1 to 2052 and encodes 683 amino acids. The transcript has 4 exons. Gene Ontology annotation, molecular function: transcription regulator activity; DNA binding; protein binding.
AUGGGCGACAAGAUCUACAGCGCGACAUAUAGUAAUGUCCCGGUGUAUGAGUGCAAUGUGGAGGGCAACCAUGUGAUGCGCAGGAGGUCCGACGACUGGAUAAAUGCGACUCACAUAUUGAAGGUUGCCCAAUAUGACAAGCCCGCACGCACCCGAAUAUUGGAGCGUGAAGUCCAGAAAGGUGUGCACGAGAAGGUGCAAGGCGGUUAUGGCAAAUAUCAAGGCACCUGGAUCCCACUGCCUGAUGGUCGUGCUCUGGCGGAGAAGAAUGGCGUGUUGGCAAAACUCCAAGCCAUGUUCGAUUAUGUUCCUGGCGACAGAAGCCCACCGCCAGCGCCCAAGCACGCGACAGCCGCUUCAUCCAAGCCCCGCCAGCCUCGUGCGCCUGCGCAGGCUCGCCGUCAACCUGUCUACGCACACGCACCGGAGUACGACAAUGUCGAUACAAGCAUGAUUGAUGCCGAUACGCCUGAUAAUGUCACGAUCGCGUCCGAAUCAGCCUUUGACGAAUUCGAAAACCAGGAUGCGCACUACACCGGAUCUCGCAAGCGGCGCCGCAUCGAAGAAACCAUGUCGCACGCCGACAAGGAACACCAGAUGUGGGCCGACGAAUUACUCGACUACUUCAUGCUACAGGACAGCCCUCACGAUUCUCUUCCUUCUGCGCCGCAUCCGCCUGCAACGGCAGAUCUGAACAGACCUAUUGAUGACAAAGGUCACACAGCGUUGCACUGGGCAGCCGCCAUGGGCGAUAUCGAAGUUGUCAAGGACCUCAUCAGGCGCGGCGCUAGCAUUGAUGUGCAGGCCAAGAACGGCGAGACGCCACUCAUGCGAGCAGUGGUGUUCACUAACAAUUUCGACCGUCAGAACAUGCAGAAGCUGGCAGGACUUCUCAUUCGGACCGUGCAGAUGCAAGAAUGGUUUGGCAGUACUGUUUUCCAUCAUAUUGCCAACACAACCGAGCGGAAAAGCAAAUAUCAAUGUGCCCGAUAUUACCUCGACUGCAUUUUGGAUCAAAUGUCUGCAGUGCUGGGACCGGACGGCAUCGAGCGCGUGCUCAACACACAGGAUCACAGUGGCGACACCGCGAUCACAAUCGCUGCGCGCAACGGAGCAAGGAAGUGCGUACGGAGCCUGAUUGGCAGAAAUGCUGCAGUCGACAUUCAGAACAUGGUUGGCGAGACCGCAGAUCAAUUGAUUGUACAACUGAAUCAUCGUCGACAAGAACGCUCACAGAUGAGCAACCGGCAAAUGUCAUCUUCGCCGUACCAAAAUGAUGGCAGCCUUGGUCUCGUUGCUGGGGGAGGCGCGGUGCAGCCGCACCACGGCGGAGCCAGCGGCGGCCUACCAAUUGAUCCCAUGCUAUCUCAGUCGCACAAUGGCGAGCCGCAGAUUCUGGAUGGUGUCUCUGCCGUUGGCCACCGAUCCGAAGCUGCAGUUGCGCUGAUGUCAUCAAUUACGCCUGUCCUGUUGAACAAGGCGAAGGAUUUGGCAAACAGUAUCGAUGCAGAAAUCGCUGAGAAGGACGCCGAACUCGCAGAAGCGGAGCGSGUUGCUGCCAUGCGCCGCCAGGAGAUUGACCUGUUAAAACGCCAGGCGGAGGAGCUGCGUUUGAAGGAAAUUGAGCAGAGCGUGGUCGGCGAGGCUGGUGAUGAUGAGCUUUUGGCAGAGCUGGAGCAGUUGAUGGCCGAGUGUGAAGGCUUGACGGAGGACGAACAAGACCACGCAUUGACAGAGUUGUUAAGCCAAGAGGAGCAAGCGCUGCAGGUAUCAUCACCGAACGACCUUGAUCUGGACGACACGGAGGAUGCAGAAACAGCCAACCAGAAAAUGAUCAUGGUUCGAGAGCUUCGCGAUUUGGUGCAGCAGCGCAAGAACUUGUUCCGGACGAUUGUGCAGCAUCUUUCGGUCGCAGGCGUGGGAGAUAAGCAGAGCGAGUACAAACGCCUCAUCACCGGCGCGCUGGGAGUGCGAGAAGAAGACGUCGAAGCGAUGCUGCCCGAGAUUGUCGCAGAACUGGACGAUUGGCAGCUGGAGCACGCGAGUUCGUAG